This is a messenger RNA of Tarenaya hassleriana, 854 nucleotides long. RefSeq names its product patellin-5-like. The record is from RefSeq and is a predicted model, not a curated record. Bases 130 to 507 code for a protein of 125 amino acids. The transcript is spliced from 2 exons. Lineage: Eukaryota; Viridiplantae; Streptophyta; Magnoliopsida; Brassicales; Cleomaceae.
AGACAUUGGAUACCUGUCCGUUGAGUCCCUUUGUCGUUCUUUUUGACCAUCUUCUCUCCCUCUACCUGAAAAAUCGCUGCGACCUCACUCUGUCCGAUUCUUCCACGCUCUCAAAAAAAAAAUUACGAAAUGGUUGAAGAUUCUGCUUCUGCAACUCCACCACCGUCUUCUCCGGCGCAAACUCCGCCGCCUCCCGAUGACUCCAGACAGCAGGAAUCCACGAAGCUCGAUUUGAAGGAAGAAGAACCAGACCUCAUGGUGGAGGAAAUUGCAGCGGAGACGGUGGCUCCUCCGUUGCAGCCGCCGAUGUCCGAAACACAGCCGUCGAAUCAGUUGGUUUCGGAUAUUGAUACGCCUGAGCAGGAGAUGUCAGAGACGAAGCGGCUGAAUCCGGUGAUGUCGGAGACAGAGACUCCGCAACAAGUGAAGUCUGAGACAGAGCUGGCGAAUCUAACGAUGUCGGAACCUGAACCUCAACAGCAGACAGCGGUGCCCCAUCCCAACUGAGCAGGUGAUGCUGGCGACGGACCCGCCGCCGCAGCAAGUUACACUAGAGACAGAGCCGGAGAAGCUAACGAUGUCGGAACCUGAACCACCACAUCAGGCGGCGGUGUCGGAGUCAAUGCCAACAGAGCAGGUGACGCCUGUGACAGAAACGCCGCCGAAGCAAGUGACGCCGGAGACAGAACCGGCGAAGCUAACGAUCUCGGGACCUGAACCGCCGCCGCAGCAAGUGAAUCUGAAGACAGAACCACCGCAGAUUGCGGCUGUAAAGGCUGAACAACCGGAGACUUCGCCGCCGCAGCAUGGGACGCCGGAGACAGUACCGCCACUGAAAGCGGCACCGGAGCCCG